GAUUAUGAACAGACCUUUAGGAUUUCCCCGUCCGUGACGUCGUUGACUCGCGUGGGUGAUAGCGGACGCGAGCUGCGCGGCAGCUCGUUUCGGAGGGUUGGGUUUCCAGCUUCACAAGUAAGGUUCAUGCUUCCUUCCACCUCCGGCUUCGAGCUCAGCCGCAGAAGCCUCGUGCUUCAUCCACGAGAGGGUGGAAUAGAGAGGGUUGGAUUGGAGUGGGUGACGUUGGAGGAAGUGGAUGAGAGUCAAGAAGGAGGUGGAGCUACGGAGUCGGAGUUGGAGUUGGUAGAAGGUGAGGUGGAGGUGAAGGUGACUCGUGCUCAACGUCGACGACGUGCCCGACUUGGAGGAGAUGGAACUGGCCUGUUAUAUCGAGCGAAUGGAACAGGGAAAAUCGAUCCAAUCUAUCGAACAAGAUUGAAUCCCGACGUGGAGGACAGGAAGGAAAAAUAAAAAAGGGAAAAAAGGAAAAGGAAAAAAAGGGAAGAAAGAAGAAAGAGAAGAAAUCGAAUGGAAUAUAUUUUUGGGGAUAUGAUUUGAAUAAGUUUUUCCCUUCAUUUUCCAUUUAUCUUAUUCUUUAUUCGUUAUUAAACGAUAUUCUAACGUCUAACGACGAAAACCAAUGCGAAACUAUCAUUCUCUCAUUCGCACCGUUCCACGGCUUUCUACUACGUUCGUUUCUCUCUUUUCUUUCUUCCAUUGGCCGGUGGUCCACUUGGGUGGCUCGAAGAGCAUAUUUACCGCACGCGGCGACGCCGAUGUACAACGUUCUACAAGGCGUUUCAAAAUUAAUUAAUAUCGUAACCUCGAUUAAUAUCCACGACAAAUCGAUUUGGUGUAUAUGAAUAAAAAAAAAAAAAAAAGAAAAAGAAAAAAGGAAGAAAAAAAAUU
This is a messenger RNA of Vespa velutina, 891 nucleotides long. RefSeq lists its product as uncharacterized. NCBI's taxonomy places the organism in Eukaryota, Metazoa, Arthropoda, Insecta, Hymenoptera, Vespidae. The transcript is spliced from 3 exons. The coding region runs from base 127 to 453 and encodes 108 amino acids. The record is from RefSeq and is a predicted model, not a curated record.